This is a messenger RNA of Paramormyrops kingsleyae, 1344 nucleotides long. RefSeq names its product homeobox B7a (gene hoxb7a). Gene Ontology annotation, cellular component: nucleus. Gene Ontology annotation, biological process: regulation of transcription by RNA polymerase II; anterior/posterior pattern specification. Gene Ontology annotation, molecular function: RNA polymerase II cis-regulatory region sequence-specific DNA binding; DNA-binding transcription factor activity, RNA polymerase II-specific. Lineage: Eukaryota; Metazoa; Chordata; Actinopteri; Osteoglossiformes; Mormyridae. The record is from RefSeq and is a predicted model, not a curated record.
UGUUAUCACGUGGCCCCUGAGGAAAAAGAGGUGCUUUUUUGGUGUAAAUCUGGAUUGCUAUUCUGUAAUAUAUCACAGUACCUCGUAAAACCGACAGUAAAACCUCCCGGCCUACAAAUCACCUGGUCAAAAUAUGAGUUCACUGUAUUAUGCGAAUACUCUGUUUUCCAAAUAUCAGGCUGCAAGUUCGGCUUUUCCACCCGGGAUUAUUCCCGAGCAAAGUUCUUGCGCAUUUGCUUCCAGCUCUCAGCGAGCCAGCAGCUAUGUCUCGGGAUCUCGUUCCGCUGCCUUUCCCCCCUCACUGUCGGGUCUCUACAGGAACAGCGGGAGCAUUCAUCCUCAGAACCAGAUCAUGUAUUCCGGCAGGUAUGAUAUUAACGCCAGCUCCUUCAACAUUCACAGUCCCACCUAUGAACAAAAUGUGUCCAUGCGUUCUGGAGAUGUAUCGAAGCAGUCCGACAGUGGUAAAACGGAGGAGCGGGACAGUGAUCAACAAAGUGAAAGCACCUUUCGGAUCUAUCCUUGGAUGAGAAUCUCAGGUGUGGACAGAAAGCGAGGCCGGCAGACCUACACACGAUACCAGACACUGGAGCUUGAAAAGGAAUUCCACUUCAACCGCUACCUGACAAGGCGAAGACGCAGUGAAAUAGCCCACGCUCUCUGUCUCUCUGAGCGCCAGAUCAAAAUUUGGUUCCAGAACCGACGUAUGAAAUGGAAGAAAGAGAAUAAGGUUACUGAUUUAAGUUCCUGCACCGAGGACAGGCCGGGCUGCGAGGAGGAGGAGGAACCAGAAGAAGAGUAGCGAAGAGUUUAUACAAGUCAGUCGAGUAAUAGUAUACUAGAAUGACAUUCAAUCCGAUAUUGGCUUUAAUUUUCCCAUUUUAGGACAAUGAAAGUAAAGAACCGCACUACCUAUUUGUAUUUUGAAAUAGUAGGAAUUUAUAUGUCUACUUAUGAAAUCACAUUCAUUUAUUUUUGUUUAUAUUUUAAGUAUUUCAAUCUUAGGUUUUACGUUUUAAGAUGCUUGUGUCCUAGUUAGCAGAAUCCAGUACGAUACAGUUUGCGCGUAUUUGUGUUGUAAGUUACGUUUGAAAAGAAAUCAUAAAGCAUCCAAAAAGGGAUAACGUAUAUCGUAGAAUAUCUAUAUUGUACAUACAAUAAACAUUUACAUCGCUGCAUUUUAACUUGAUGCGUAUGGUUAUUCCUGUUUUGUAGAUUACCUUUCCCAAACAGCGGACCACAAGCAGUAGGUAUUAAUAUUUUUGUCUGAAGGAUAACACUGUGAAAUGUUGAAUUUUUGCAUGUGUAAUCUUUAGUGACAAUAAAUAAAAGGAAUUUUAUUUA